This is a messenger RNA of Talaromyces atroroseus, 579 nucleotides long. RefSeq lists its product as hypothetical. The transcript has a single exon. The record is from RefSeq and is a predicted model, not a curated record. The coding region runs from base 1 to 579 and encodes 192 amino acids. Lineage: Eukaryota; Fungi; Ascomycota; Eurotiomycetes; Eurotiales; Trichocomaceae.
AUGUCACUUGCAGAAGUGAGCCAGUCACACAUCCAACGGGUCAUUGCCCAGCUUGAUAAAGAAGCAUCUAUUGACCCUAAAUACCACAUUACUGCCACUGGGCAUGGAACCUUAACUGAAGGGCGAGCCCGUCCCAAACCCGAAGACCCUACUGCCACACGAGACUUCAAAGUCAAGAUUACCACUGAUCGGCCUGGCCCUGACAAACACCAUUCACCAGAAAAUCCGAAAUCCGAUGGCGCCCGAGAUUACACAGUCGUAAUCACCGCUCAUCUAGAAGAUCGCAAAACCAGAAAGAAGCUGGGAUGGGCAGGAGGAGAGACAUUUGAGCUCACAUACAUUCUCAACGGAAACAAGUACGAGUCUCGGUCCGUCAACUUCUAUUUAAGCGGUAAAUCAAAGAAAGACCUUCAAUACAGGGAGACGAUCCCGUUCCCUUUUAGUCGGAGUGACUCGGUUUUUGUUUAUGCGAAGCUGAAAGCGAGCGCGAAGAGUCCAGUUUAUUUCCAUCCUAAUCCGAGCAGAAAUGAUAAAGACAAGAUAGAAAAACCAAUCCGGUUUUACGCCAAGUUGAAGUGA